GUCAUCAUACGACGCGACGUCUCAUCUCAUCAUCAUAAUCUUUUCGUGUUCGAUUUAUUGAUUUUUGCCAUGCAAACAACAAUUCUUAAAACUCUGAAUUCGCGUUUCGAUUACCAAAUAUUAAAAUAGUAGGAUUCAGAACAGAAAAAAGCUUUACGCUUGCUCAAAGCUUGCUUUGGACUGAACCUAAUCAAGUCACAAAUUGUUUUGUGGUAGCUUUAAGCUAAAAUUAAUGCUAAAUGUUAAUACAUAAAUGAAACAGAGUUGAAUUGUUUAUCAAACUUUAUUAUGGAAGUACAAACAUCUCAUUUGGCUGCGGCUUUAAUGUCCACAACUAGCACAUAUAAUAACAAUGUUACAAAUCCAGAAACAAUACCGACCGGGUCUAAUAGUGGACAAGACGAAAACAAAAAUGAAAAACCAAGUGAAACAAUCAAAGAGCCUUGUGAAGAAGAGAAAGAUGAGCCUGUUACAGGAGAUGAAUUUUCUGAUGAGGAAUCCGAAGCCCAGCCUGGCAAUAAGUCUAUGCCCGGAAGAGGAGUAACUCUACAAAUGCUUAUGGAGGAAAAAAUGUUAGUUCCUGGUAUUGCUGCAAUGACUAUUGAGUAUUUGGGACAAAAAUUUGUAGGUGAUUUGCAGGCGGAUGGAAAAAUAAAAUCCCAUGAAACUGAAACCAUUUUUUGUUCUCCCUCUGCAUGGGCAAUACAUUGCAAAAGAAUUAUAAAUCCAGACAAGAGAUCGGGAUGUGGCUGGGCAUCAGUUAAAUAUAAAGGGAAGAAAUUGGAUACUAUUAAAGCUACAUAUCUUCGUAGGAAGCAACUUCAGAGAGAAAAUGUGCAUUCCGAUGAGGAAAAUGAAAUGGAAGUUGAAAGUCCUCCAGAACCUCCUCCACAACGGAUUGUAAUGAAACACAACACUGUUCCAAACAGGAUGAUGCAACAUGAUGCCAAUAUGUUGAUAGAAGCUGUAUCAUUUUCCUCGGCCGGUAAAGUUCAGCCAUUCUUAGUCUCAGUCAGUUCCAAUGCAUCUCUAGUCCUUGAUCUUCAUUGUCAUUUGAAAAAGGAAGAAGUUCAUGGUUAUUUAGCUGGAACAUGGGAUUUGAACAGUCAUACUGUCAUGAUUACUCACACAUUUCCUUGCUUAAAAAGUAAGAAUGAUCCAAGACCUAAAGUUUUGAUUGAACUUGAAAUCCAAAUGGAAAUGGAGAGACUCGGACUGACAUUAUUGGGGUGGUAUCAUUCUCAUCCAACAAAUCCUGCAAUGCCAAGUCUUAGAGAUUGUGACAAUCAACUUGAAUAUCAGAUUAAAAUGAGGGGUCCAUCGGAAAUAUCUUAUGUACCAUGCAUUGGUGUAAUAUGCUCACCUUAUAAUCCGGAAAGUCCAGUUUUAGAAUCGUCGUUAACAUUCUUUUGGGUAAUGCCGCCACCAGAGCAGAGACCCACAGAAUAUCCUCGGCCCCUCUUUCUCCAAUACAACAUGGUUCACGACACUCACUUGUCGCCACAUGCAAUGGAACAGAUUAAAAAAACAAUCAAGUAUUACUUUAAUUAUGCAGAUGAAACAUUCAUUAAGUUUAAAGAUAAUUACAAACCCGAUAUAACAUAUUUGGAUAAAUUGAAGUCUACUUUGACACCGAAAUUUCCCCGAGAGCAAAGUGAUGGCUUGUUAUGGCAUUUCAUUCGUGAUGAGUUGGGUUGUUCAUCGGAACAAGAUGAGAAAAUAGAUUUAGACGCACUUUUAGCUGUACCCCAACCGAUCCCGCCGCCUAAAACUACGCAAUCCACAUCAAUGCCUAAUUUCCCUUCAGUUAGUACUCUCCAGCAAAUGGUCAGCCGGCCGGCCGGUGUUCCUCCCAUCAACGUGUCGUCUGGCAUAGGUUCUAUAUCUCCUCAUAAGUUUGAAACUCCUCAGUUAAACAUUCCUGUAUUACCGACAUCGUCGAAAUCAUCAAAAUCGAGCACGUCUUCAAUGUCAUCUGCGUACCCUACUGGCUUAGAUAUGUUGACGAGCAUGGCUUUAGGAUUAGGGUCAGCAAAUAUGCCCCUACCUUUAGGAACCGGUAGUUUAGAAAGCUUAGCCGCAGCGAAUAGUAUGCUAACAGGACUUACACCCGGACUUUCAUCAAACUUAGCAGCGAGUCUCUCCAAUACCAAGUUAUCGGAUCCACCAUCUUAUGCUGCGUCAUUACAAAAUUUAACAAGUAUGGCAGCCUACGAGAAAACUUCUACAAGUACUUCAACGAGUAAUACCACUUCGACGGCACCCAUUCCAGCUAGUAUUGCUUCUAGCCUUAUGAUGAGUUCCGCAGAUAUUGCCAAUGCCUUAUUUUCGGCAAGCAAGUAUUCCAGUGCCGGUAUACUAGGAAUACCAGAUCCGAUGUCAAAGUCAACUUUAGCCGCAAAUAAUAUGUUUCUGACGCCAUCUUUGUUAAAAAUGCAGGAGUCUCUUUUAAAACCUCUUGCUAAUAGUAGUCCCAUUUCUUCAAAAGUUGGUUUAGAUCAGAAUGUAUUAAUGAAAUCUCCGCAUGACCUAUUAAAAAGCAGCAAGGAUUAUUUACCUCCAGAUUUUGGUAGUAUUGGAAAAGGUAAAAUGGAAAGUUCGUUGGAUACAGGAAAACAUACUGAGAGUUCGUCGAAAGCUGAUCCUUCUAAGCCUAUCGCUUUAACAUCGGAUACAGCAACUGAUUUUAGUAUGCCGUCACGUGUUGGUGGAGAAUCAUUUUUGAAUCAAAUGUUAGAGUUGACUAAAAAGACUACAAUGCAGGAUUACAUGUCUGAUUAUAAUCAGCCAUUGAAAUUGACGGAAGAAGAAACUUCGUCUGCUUCACAAUCCAGUCAUUCUUAUCCAAAUACAUCUAGUAUAGUAGACACCAUUGCGCAGGUAGCGAUGGGAAAUUAUUCCAAGAUGGACGACGUUAUGGAUUACACUAAAGGGCAAGAUUAUAGCACAUCUAAAAACUCUUCGAAUGACAAUGAAAAUUAGAAUAACUCAUUGAUACCGUAAUAUUAAAAAAAUCUGCAUUUAUCUGAUCUGGACAUUUAGACUGAUAAUUUAACUUAUUAAGAUAUUCGCGAUUGGUCGAGUUGAUUUUGUAUUAAUCGUAGUAUUAUAGGUUAUGAAUUAGUUUUAGGUUAAACUUUGUAAGUGGUGUAUAAUUAUAAAAAAAAAUAAUUUAAUUUUUAUACAAAUCUGAAAAAUAUUUUAUACAGUUAAUUUUUACAAUCGUAUGUCAAUUUUUUUUCGAAUGCUCUGUUUUAUAUUGUAUGUAUAAGGAAUGCUCUGCUCUCUUUUAUCUUUUGUGGCGUACGUCGAUCUAAUAUUCUAUUCGGGAUAAAUACUUUAGGGCCGACAUACACGGACUACUUCAAAUAGUCCUUCGUCAGUUUCAAGUGAUUUUAAAUAGGAGAUCAGCAGUUACCGACCAUGCGACAGUACGUGUUUGUCAACCCUAAAUAAAUAAAUGAUUACGAUCGACCCUCAACUGCUUGUUUAUACAUGGAAAUUAUUUUUUAUACUAAUAGUAUUAUUUUAAAUGUAUGCUUAUUAAUAAUAAAUAAAUUAUUCUACAUAAAUUUUAUUGCUAUUUUAAACCAUAAGUUUACAGUAAUUCAUCCCAUUUCUGCGAUAUAAUUA
This is a messenger RNA of Papilio xuthus (Asian swallowtail), 3633 nucleotides long. Its product is annotated as MPN domain-containing protein CG4751. The transcript has 7 exons. Lineage: Eukaryota; Metazoa; Arthropoda; Insecta; Lepidoptera; Papilionidae. The coding region runs from base 289 to 2982 and encodes 897 amino acids. The record is from RefSeq and is a predicted model, not a curated record.